CCUGUCCCCACAGCGCGCUUCUUGGGGCAGAUGAAGGCUGAGUGCCACUUCAUCAACGGGCUGGAGCAGGUGCGGUUCCUGAACGGGUACAUCUAUAACCAGGAGGAGUUCGUGCGCUUCGACAGCGACGUGGGUGAAUUCCAGGCGGUGACCGAGCUGGGGCGGCCCAUCGAGGAGGAACUGAACAGCCAGAAGGACGUCCUGGACAAUUACCGGGCCGGCGUGGACAGGUGCACAAAUGACUACGAACUGAUCAGGCUCCUGUCAAGGCGGCAAG
Fukomys damarensis (Damara mole-rat) is the source of this 277-nucleotide messenger RNA. Its product is annotated as rano class II histocompatibility antigen, D-1 beta chain-like. Gene Ontology annotation, cellular component: MHC class II protein complex; membrane. Gene Ontology annotation, biological process: antigen processing and presentation; immune response. The transcript has a single exon. Lineage: Eukaryota; Metazoa; Chordata; Mammalia; Rodentia; Bathyergidae. The record is from RefSeq and is a predicted model, not a curated record. The annotation marks the transcript as partial.